This is a messenger RNA of Syngnathoides biaculeatus (alligator pipefish), 7011 nucleotides long. It is a transcript of the gene kank4, whose product is annotated as KN motif and ankyrin repeat domains 4. Bases 277 to 4617 code for a protein of 1446 amino acids. Gene Ontology annotation, biological process: negative regulation of actin filament polymerization. NCBI's taxonomy places the organism in Eukaryota, Metazoa, Chordata, Actinopteri, Syngnathiformes, Syngnathidae. Gene Ontology annotation, molecular function: protein binding. Gene Ontology annotation, cellular component: cytoskeleton; cytoplasm. The transcript is spliced from 10 exons. The record is from RefSeq and is a predicted model, not a curated record.
UCUCCUGUUUCCGUCAGUUUGCCUGUCUGUCUGCCUUGCAGUGGAGUUUCACCUACCACUGUACAACAGCAUCAAAUAUACAUUCACACGAGCACACAAGGACACAUUUCUGUCGUCGUUGUUGGCACGCUUUUGCAAACAAUUACUGUGGAAAGAGCUGUAAAGUGACAAUCCGUAGUACUGCUGAGGUGCCAUUAUUUUCCAAAGGAUUUCAAAAACAAUCUGCGGAGGGUGCAACACCAAACCAUUGUCAAUGACAGAUCUCUGCAUCCCAAGAUGGACAAAAAAAGUGCCAAUGGCUUUCAGACAACGGCCAGUGAAAGUGGUGUUCAGAGAAAGCAACUUCCCUACUCAGUAGAAACUCCAUAUGGUUUCCACCUGGACUUGGAUUUUCUCAAAUAUGUUGAUGAUAUUGAAAAAGGCAAUACAAUCAAAAGAGUCCACAUCCAACGUCGGAUCAAGGGUCCUCCCAAAUUCAGUACUCUACCCAGAAAUUUCAGUCUUCCAGGGCAUGUGAUCCGUCCAGCUCCUAAAGAUAGUCUAUGGUCUGGAAUAUCCACUUUGGGACCAACACCUAAGUCACGGCUAACUGAGGUUCCACAGAUCUCUGAUUUGAGAGUAAAUGAAGGAGGAACAUCAUGUCAAGGAUCAGCUAUGCAGGGAACAAGUCUUGUUUCGGUUCGGCUUCGGGGUGAUGGAAUUUUUGGAGCUCAGGGUAUUGAAGAAAAAAUAACCAGCACACAAAAUCGCCCCAACUUGCUGAGAGCAUCAAGUAUGCCUAUCACAUUACAACAGCGGAAAGGUUCUGAUUCAAGUAGCCCAGACCGUAUUGUGGGAACACCAGAGAAUGGCUCAACUGAAAAUGUGUUUAGAGCAUCACCUGAUAUAACAGAAAGAAGAUGUGUUACUCAAGAACGAGUGGGGAUUCACCAGCAGAUCACAGUGGCUUUGAAGCGGGUCAGAGAGCUUGAAGAGCAGGUCAAAACAAUCCCUGAGCUUAAGGCUCAGAUCUGUUCACUAAGGUUGGAAAGGGAACAGCUGCUAUGUCAGCUUCAGGCCCAGGAAAAGGCCCAGACUUCCACAUUAUCAUCUAAAGUGGAUCCAUGUGCUUAUGUUAGGACACAAACUCAACCACAAGCAAGCAGAGAAGGGUUUAAUUUGUUUCUGACACCUCAACUUAAUGAGCAUUUGACAAGAAAGGCAGUAGCUGAGGAAAAGAAACAGGGUGGCCCAGAGGCAAUUAUUAUGCUUCAAAAAGAGCCUGUAAAUCAAGAACUGAUUAAGAGUAUGUGUCAACAAGAAUCUAACAUUGAAACACAGCUGCUAGAAAAAUGUGACCAACAGAAAGAAACUGUAGGGAGCCCACUUGAACAUGCAGGGCAGGAAGAUGAUAAUGCAACAAUAGGAGAUCAUUUUGGGGAUUCAAGGAGUGUACAGACUCUCCAUGAAAAGCUAGUAUUACUGGAAGCUAAACUUCUAAAGGCCAGUCAAGAGCUGGAGAGAACUAAUGAUCUUUUGAAAGAACAAAUAGUGGAAAAUCAAGUGAAAGAGGAGAAAAUAAUUCAGCUGAGUGAGGGAAUAAGAGUAGAGGUGUCUCCAUCAGAAACACACAACAGACAUAGAAGAGAGAGUAUAGACACAGGGACAGAGACUGAGAGAGUAGACUAUGCCAACCAGGAGACAGAAACAGAAUCACCUGGUACAGUAGAUCAAGGAACUGAUACCGAAAGAAUCUGUGUUGAAGUGUGCAUCCCUAUACCACGGUCUGGAUUGAUUGAUCAAGAAACGGAGACAACCAAGGUGGGCACUGAGGACAAAGUGACAGAAGUUGGAGCAGAAGGGUUUUUUGUCAGCAAACAACUACCCGUAGUCAACAGCAUGGAACAAGGUACAGUUACUGAAAGAGCAGCCACUAAGGAUCAGAUGACUGAAACAACUGCAGAUAAAUCAGAGGAAGUGAGAGACCACCCACAGAGGUCAAGGGCUAGCAGUGUGCAGCGGGAGACUGAGACAGAGAGGAUGCACACAGUGGACAGAGUGACUGAGACACAGAUAGCACAGAUGAAUGACCAGCAUACUGAGACUGAGGUAGAAAGAGUGCAAGACGACAAUCCAGUCAGAAAUGUUGAAACCGAGAGUCUUGAGACUGAAAAUAUAGGAAACCAAGGGAAUGAGGUUGAUAGUAAGGUCAGUGAAAGUAAAGAAACCAAGAAAAUAAACGGAGUUCAAAAAGAUAAUGACACUGUGGUCGUAGACAUUAUUACAGAUAUGUCUUUUUCAGUUCAAAGAAGUGGGAUCAAAACAGGAACUCUAGCUUCAGAUUUAGUCAACCCGACCGAAGAAAGUAGAAGUUCAAGAAUAGUGAGAGAAGAACAUGCAGCAUCUACACCAGAUGUGAGCCUUGUACAAAAGAACUUAGAAACAAAAGCAAUAUUACUCUUAGAGAAUGUUGAAACACAGCAGGUUUCACAGACCACAGGGGAGUCCUUGGAUACUGUCACAGUUGUGGUAGCAUCAGAGAGGGCCACAGUAAAGACAGGCGUUCCAGUAAGACCCGAGAGAGGCCGUAGGGCAUCAGCCGAUCAGUCACAAGCAACACCUCAACUUCAAGCUACUCCUGUGUGUCCUCCUAUUGGAUCUGGUGAAAUUCAAGGUCAGCAGUCAAAAACUGAGUCCCAAGCCUCUGCAGAACUAUCUAACCUACAGCUAAAACAUGAAUCCCCAUCUCAGUCUCAGUCUGGGGAGAAUACUUUCAUGAUACCGUGUGAAAAAGAGACUCAAUUGCAACCUCAAACUGAGAUUCAAAGCUCAUCAUCAAGCACCAAUCAAGUCCAAACUCGACCAAAAUCUAUACAAACCCCAUCUAAAACUACAACUCGACAACAUUCAAAGGAACUCAAAGCACUAACUAGAGUAUCUAACAUAUCCCAACCUUUAAGACGCAGAUCUGGAGAUGGCCACACACACCCAAGACGCCAGACAUCAAGUGAAAUCCAAUCUCAGUCACGAAGGUUGUCUGAUGAGAGUCAACCCCUUAAGAAAGAACCUGAAUUACAGACAUUAUACAGAGCUGUCAGUGAAACAGCUCACCAUCAGAGUUCUGGUGAACCUAUGACCUCACAUCAUGAUAUUGAUGAGGCGCAACAGGUACGCAGAGGCUCAAGUGAGUCACCAACCUCACCUGUGGCUUUAGGUCAAGUUGUAACUCGGAUCACAGGGCUUCUGGGGGAGCACUGGGCUCAGUUGGGGAGCAGCUCUGGAGUGCAACCCUUGGUCAGCCAGCAACAGAACCCUAGCACACAAAAACAGACGCCAGGGAAAGGCACCGAGGCAAGAAAGUCAGCCUCACCCAAGGCUGCAGGAAAAGCAGCAACUGCAGGGAAACCAGCAGGGAAACCUGGACCCUCCAAAAUGAGCUCUAUUCAGAGUCAGUUGGUCAGUUCCCUUAGUGUUCUUUCUGCCUUUUACUCACAAGGCCAGAAGGCUCCUCCUAACAAACAGCAAGAACAAGGUCUCAAAUCUAUUAUGAAGAAAAAUGGGGUUCCUGACAAGCAGGGGAAUAAGGGAACCAAGAAAAACUUGAAGUUUGUCGGGGUGAAUGGAGGGUAUGAGAGUACAUCGAGUGACGACUCCAGUGGAGAUGGGGAAGCAAAAGUGGACAUUGAAGGAGAGGGGGGCACCUCACAGGCAGAUGAAGAAAAAGACAAGGAGCCUACAUCAGCACAAAAGCCUGAGGAGGGAGCAGAUGCACAUGCGAAAGAUGCCGAAAUCUUGCACAGUGAAGAGGGUGCAGUGGCUGCAGAGAAAGAGAGCAGUAAAGAUUUGCUGGAUUCAGAGGGUAGCCUGGAGCUCCUGGGGGAGGAGGCUGAAGGUGAAAAUGUUGACAAGAGCUUUAUUGAUGCCUGCCUCUAUGUUAAGGAUCGCAUGGAGGAGGUUACCUCUCCAGAUAAAGAAAUGCGGCAAGUUUUAGUAGUCCUCUACCAAGAAUGGUUCAAAGUUUCCAGUCAGAAAACUUCGCAAGCUGACACAGUCCGAUCAUACCUUCGCCAAGUGGGCUUGACCACACCGACUCUCCUGCCAUACGUAGUCAACCUGACAGACGGAAACGGUAACAUGGCUCUCCACUACAGCGUAUCACAUUCAAACUUCCCUGUGGUCAAGCUGCUGCUUGAUACUGGACUUUGUGAAACAGACAAUGUGAACAAGGCAGGCUACACUCCAGUCAUGCUGGCUGCACUAACAGCAGCUGAGAGUCCCGAUGACUUGGAGGUCGGGCAACAGCUGCUGAGACUUGGUGAUGUUAAUGCACGCUCCAGGCAGAUGGGUCAGACAGCGUUGAUGCUCGCCGUAAGCCACGGGCGCCUUGCCAUGGUGAAGCUGCUGCUGAGUUGUGGCGCCGAUGUAAAUGCUCAGGAUUACGAGGGCUCCACGGCCUUGAUGUGCGCCAGCGAGCACGGCCAUACUCAUGUUGCCCGCCUACUGCUGGAGACGGGUAGCUGUGACACCAGCCUCACAGAUAAGAACGGACAGACUGCUCAGGAGGUGGCAGAAGGAUCUUCCCACCAGGAUGUUGCUGGCCUCAUCAUGGCCCUUGGCAAGGCUGACAGAGGCCAAUGAGCCAAAGCCGCAUCUCCUUCAAACCGGCUAAUGCUGAGCAAAGAUGCUCCCAUUCUGCAUUUGGGCCGUUUACCUUGAAGUUGUGGAGGCCCCCCAAACAAACUUCCCAGUCUACAAUUCACACUUGUAUUUCCUUCUGCAUCUCAGCCAACAUGACCUUUUCAUAGAUAUGCUGCAUCAACCACCCAGUGAACACCAGGAUGGUCGCCUUGAUUAAAUAGCUCACAUGACAUCCUGGAGAAUAAAAUGAAAGUACGGAGAGAGAGACAUGGAAAUCAAAAGAUAACUGCUGCCUCUUUCUAAAACUCGUCAAGCAUUAUACUAAGCACAGGAUUUAGAUCCAGUAUGAAAAAUAUUCACCGUGAAGUUGAGAAUUUUUUUUUUCUCUCCAUUGACUUUAUUUCAAAGGUGGAGGUAAGCCAGAGCAUAUAUGUCACAAUAUUGCAUCAGAAUAUAAGUAUAUACAAACACGGAAUCUGUAUUUUCUACUGGGUUCCUAUUUUUAUUUUUAAAUAUCUCUUUGUAAAUAUGAAGAUCAAUGUCCAGGCCUUCAUAUAUAUAUAUAUAUAUAUAUAUAUAUAUAUAUAUAUAUAUUAUAUAUAUAUAUAAUUGUUUCGCACCUACCAACUGAUAUUUGAAAUCAUUCAGUGUCUUAUUUUAUAAUAAUAAUCUCAUGUUAUUUGCGUGCCAGCGUGUGUGUGUGCGUGAAUUUUAGAGGAAACACUGAUGCUCCUGUCUGCGAUAAAACCAUUUGUAUCAUAUAGAAUGAAACAAUAAAAUAAUUUUAUAACACACACACACAUAUAUAUAUAUAUAUAUAUAAAACUAACUUAAAAAAUAUUUCUUUUUUUUUGCAAAGAAGAUUGUAUUGUGCAGAAGUUUCUGCAUGUCAUAAAGUUUGUUUGAUUUGUUGGCUAUGAACAACUGAACAACAGUAUGUUGUAAUACUGUCCGACACCCCCACCCCACUACCCCCUCCUCAGUGCGAAUCUUAUUAAUUUUCUUCUUCGACUACUUGUUUUUCAUAUGCAGAAAAUUGCACAAUGAAUGUCUGACAAGCUAAUGCAUUCCUAAAUAUUGAUACCAAUAAUAAUAAGCAAAUGUAGCAAUCAUAACUAGUCAAUAAAUAUGGGAGGCAAAGGCAAAAUAAAAAUUUAUGAAUUACUUUUUCAUUUGUCCUCGCAAAACCUGAUUGUAUCUACACAUAAUCAAGUUUUGCAAGGACUAUAUAUACAUACGGAUAUAAGUAGGCACACAAAUAAGACUUAACUCUGAUGUAAUAAGGACUGUUAAAAAUAGGUAAUUAUGGAUGAAAUUGAAGAUGAAUGAAUCUUGAAUUUUUACUGUAUAGUGCUAAGAUGUUUCUCAGCGCUCAUGGUCAUUUAAAAAAAAGACGGUAUUCCUUGAAUUUGUCAGAGCAAGACUGACCCUGAUUUGUAGUAUAUUACAGCAGUGACAAACGAAAUUGUGUUUUCAUACACUAUAAUGCAAUUUUGACGCAAAUAUUUCACGUCUUUUGCCCAUAUGAUGAUGAUGCCUAUCAUUCAGUGCUUUGUAAAAUUUGUGAUUAAAUAAUAGCAUCUGUAGACUUAAAGUUAUUCAAGUACAUCAAGUGUGUUAACAAUAUUAAACACAUACUGUGAAUACCUAAAAGAUUUUAUCAAGUCAUCAAUCAGACGAAGUUUAUUUGCACAUCAUGUGAAACUUGUACUUCCCGUUCGACAGGAUAUUAUCACAUUUGUGAUUACAUUUCCGUACUACUUUCCGUAUCGAUGCACAAAUGUGCCAACCUGUCGCCUCUGAUUAGUAUGCUUACAUUUGUUGUGUGAGUACAUUUUGUAUCUGAUCCUUUGUGCAAUUGGUCUAUAUGAGAAACUGAUCAAUGUUUAAUCCAGCGUGACGUUGAUGCUACAAUAACAAGGUUUAGCUGCCAAAGACUUGAAAUUUAAUCUGUUUCACAUGGGGUUAAAUAUGUAUUUUAUUUGUUCUUGUUAUGCCAGCCAAACACAUGUACAGUAUAUACAGUAUUGUGAAAAUGACAUAACCUCUACUAUCAAUCAAUAUGCUCCACAAAUAAUAUUAAAUAUUUAUUUCAUAUGAUAUAUUUUUAACAAUUACAUUCUAUAUAUAUUAGUAUAUCUAUGUAUGUAUGCAUGGACAGAUAUUCGAGUGAUUAAACUUUCACAGUGAUCAGUGGAUAAUAAUUUUUUGAGUAAUGGCUGGUGUAUUAUUGAUGACUUUUUAAUGUGCCCUUCCACGUUACCAAUGACACAAUAUAUCUAUAAUAAAAAAAACUAAGUGAACAUACAGUAUAAUGAAAAAAUAUGAAAAUGACAGUAUAACAUAAGCUAUAUCUUUAUGUAAUAUCUCAAUGAGCUCUUAUGUUGGAAACCA